CGCACAUGCGCAGUGCACCCCCGGCCUCUGUAGUGAUGCAAAGAUGGCGUCCUCCGUGGCUAUCUGCACAGCACGUUUACUCAACUCUGUAGGAGUGUCUUCUGGCCAUCGUCGGGCUUGCUUGCUGCUUGCCUCGGCUAGACAUGGAGAAGCCUGUGCCACGGCGAUCUUGGAGACACAACGGUGCAGGAUAGGGGGCAACUUUGGAUGUUUGAGACCUGGAAAUGCAGUGACAUUGAGACUCACAGGACUGAGGUCCCCCCAUGUUGUCAGCAGUAGUCACUCCUUCCACACUAGCUGCUCCUCAGCUAACAAACAGGACUUGUAUGAUGUUCUGGGGGUGCCUCGCUCGGCCACUCAGAAAGAGAUCAAGAAAGCCUACUAUCAGAUGGCUAAGAAGUACCACCCAGACACCAACCAGGAUGACCCUCAGGCCAAGGAGAAGUUUGCCAAGCUGGCAGAAGCCUAUGAGGUGCUGAGUGACGAGGUGAAGAGGAAGCAGUAUGACACGUACGGGGCGGCAGGCUUCGACCCAGGCCAGGCGGGAGGGGGGGCGGGGGGGCAGCAGUACUGGAGGUCCGGGGGGGCCAGUGUCGACCCAGAGGAAAUGUUCAGGAAGAUCUUCGGGGAGUUCACAGGAGCACGGGGGUUCGGAGACUUUAACAGCAUGUUUGAACAGAGGCCAGAGUUUGUGAUGGAGCUGACGUUCACCCAGGCAGCGAAGGGAGUGAACAAGGAGAUGACAGUGAACCUGGAGAAUGCUUGUCAGAGAUGUGACGGUAAAGGCAGUGAGCCAGGAACCAAGGUCCAACACUGUCACUACUGCAACGGCACCGGCAUGGAGUCUAUAAACACGGGCCCGUUCAUGAUGCGCUCCACUUGUCGUCGAUGUGGUGGGCGGGGCUCCAUCAUGACCACGCCCUGUGUGAUGUGUCGCGGCUCGGGACAGACCAAACAGAGACAGACCGUCACCGUGCCUGUACCUGCGGGAGUAGACGAUGGACAGACUGUACGAAUGCCAGUGGGGAAGAAGGAAAUCCACAUCACAUUUAGAGUCCAGAGGAGUCCAGUGUUCAGACGUGAUGGUAUCAACAUCCACUCUGAUGUUCACAUCUCUGUGGCCCAGGCUAUUCUGGGGGGCUCUGCUAGAGCACAGGGACUCUACAACACCAUAGAUAUACAGGUGAGAUGGACGGGGAGGGGGAGAAAGAGUUAGAUCUCUGUAGCCCAG
Molecule: messenger RNA, 1231 nt
Organism: Coregonus clupeaformis (lake whitefish)
Lineage: Eukaryota; Metazoa; Chordata; Actinopteri; Salmoniformes; Salmonidae
Gene: dnaja3b
Product: DnaJ heat shock protein family (Hsp40) member A3b
Exons: 8
Coding region: 44-1216 (390 amino acids)
Biological process (GO): protein folding; negative regulation of apoptotic process; mitochondrion organization
Cellular component (GO): mitochondrion
Molecular function (GO): protein kinase binding; heat shock protein binding
Source: RefSeq, a predicted model, not a curated record